Messenger RNA from Ictalurus furcatus (blue catfish), 1214 nucleotides. RefSeq names its product MARVEL domain containing 3 (gene marveld3). Gene Ontology annotation, cellular component: membrane. The transcript is spliced from 4 exons. The record is from RefSeq and is a predicted model, not a curated record. The coding region runs from base 172 to 1149 and encodes 325 amino acids. NCBI's taxonomy places the organism in Eukaryota, Metazoa, Chordata, Actinopteri, Siluriformes, Ictaluridae.
UGGCAAGUCGCUACCUGGUUGCCGUGCGCAGCCAUGCUCCCGGUGAGAUGGAUUUUCUUUUCCCGUCCGUCUCCUUCAGCAGAAAGAUGGCCGUCCUGUCGCGGACAAAGCGCUCUGGUUUAACGUAGUCAGAAGUCUUCUCACUCUCUGAGUGUGUGAGUUUGAGUGGCAAUGCCGGACCGGGACCAUAAGACGAGGAACCAGAACUAUCCUGGGCCUGAAAGGAGAGACCGGGACAGAGAGCGGGACAGAGAGCGGGACAGAGGCCGGGACAGAGACCGGGACAGAGACCGGGACAGAGACCGGGACAGAGGCCGGGACAGAGGCCGGGACAGAGGCCGGGACAGAGGCCAGGACAGAGGCCAGGACAGAGACUGGGACAGAGGAAAUGAGUCCUACAGGGAGGACAGGAGCACGGUUUGUCAUUACAAAGAGAGAUCGAGGAACUACGGAGAACCAGAUCAGGAAGUAUUUACACCUUACGAGUCAAGAAAUGAAGAAGCUCUUUACAACCUAAAGUAUAUUCCCACCGCCAGAGGCCUUUGCCAGUUAAUGCAGUUUUUGGUGAACUUGCUGAUCGUGAUCUGCGCCGGCGUUCCGUACAGCAACAAGGGUCGAUACCAGGACCUGGCCGGCCUGGGCGGGCUGUACUACUACUAUUACGGCGGGGCGCAGGCGUUCACGACGCAGGAGGCGGCGAAAGUAAACGAGCUGAGCGAUCUUUUCUACAAGCUCAAGCUCCCUCCGUAUAUUUUCACCAUGGCGUGCGGUGGAGCGCUGAUGGUUUACGCUUUAGUCAUGUUGGCACUCGGGGUGUUGCGCGUCCCGUACCGCUGCCCGGUCGUGCUGCUGCCCGAGGCCCUGCUGGACGCACUGAUCAGCCUGGGGUAUAUCCCUGCCGUGGCCUUUUACUUCAUCAGACUCAAGGAGACGUACAGUAACCCGAUCUGCAAGCAGAGGGAGGACAUGUACUUGAGCAAAGGCAUCAAGGGUUAUGAGUGCAGUCUGAGUGGGACGGACAUCGCAGGAGGGUUUUUCGGCGUGAUGGGCGUGUUCGUGUUCAUGGUGAGCGCGGUGUUCACUGUGAGAGCGUUCAGAGCCGUCAGACAGAUGAAGCAGCAGAGGGAGGCAGAGGAUAACUACGUGUAAACACUACCGCUGUAAUUAUCGCCGCUUCUAGUCGAGGAGCAAGUGGAUGCAGAGGAUUAACGGAU